Molecule: messenger RNA, 2787 nt
Organism: Phyllostomus hastatus (greater spear-nosed bat)
Lineage: Eukaryota; Metazoa; Chordata; Mammalia; Chiroptera; Phyllostomidae
Gene: DHX40
Product: DEAH-box helicase 40
Exons: 18
Coding region: 74-2413 (779 amino acids)
Cellular component (GO): intracellular anatomical structure
Molecular function (GO): RNA binding; ATP binding
Source: RefSeq, a predicted model, not a curated record
GCGUCUUUUUUGCCUUUCCCCUCCCAUCUCCCCGGAUCGGUGGACGUGCUCACCUCCGCCGCGGGCCAAGUCUAUGUCCCGCUUUCCCGCUGUCGCGGGCAGGGCGCCACGGCGACAAGAGGAAGGAGAGCGGUCCAGAGAGCCCCAGGAAGAGCGGCCUUCGGCGGUUUCCAUCGCUGACAGAGAAGAGAAAGGAUGCACAUCACAGGAGGGAGGAACUACUCCAACUUUUCCUAUUCAAAAACAAAGAAAAAAGCUUAUUCAAGCUGUGAGGGACAAUUCAUUCCUUAUUGUUACUGGAAAUACAGGAAGUGGUAAAACAACUCAACUGCCAAAAUAUCUAUAUGAAGCAGGGUUUUCACAACAUGGUAUGAUCGGUGUGACUCAGCCACGAAAAGUAGCGGCCAUAUCGGUUGCUCAGAGGGUUGCUGAAGAAAUGAAAUGCACUUUGGGGUCCAAAGUAGGAUACCAAGUUCGUUUCGAUGAUUGCAGCUCUAAGGAAACAGCAAUCAAAUACAUGACUGAUGGAUGUUUAUUGAAACAUAUUCUGGGAGAUCCAAAUCUUACCAAGUUCAGUGUCAUUAUUUUGGAUGAAGCCCACGAGAGAACUCUAACUACAGACAUCUUAUUUGGUUUAUUGAAGAAGCUAUUUCAAGAGAAGUCUUCUAACAGGAAGGAGCAUUUAAAGGUCGUGGUGAUGUCAGCAACUAUGGAAUUAGCGAAGCUCUCUGCAUUCUUUGGAAAUUGUCCAAUAUUUGAUAUACCUGGAAGGCUUUACCCGGUCAGAGAAAAAUUCUGCAAUUUGAUUGGCCCACGAGAUCGGGAAAAUACUGCCUAUAUUCAAGCGAUUGUGAAAGUGACCAUGGAUAUCCAUUUGAAUGAAAUGGCUGGAGACAUCUUGGUUUUUCUGACUGGUCAGUUUGAAAUCGAAAAAAGUUGUGAGUUACUUUUUCAGAUGGCAGAGUCUGUGGAUUACGAUUAUGAUGUUCAAGACACCACACUAGACGGGUUGUUAAUAUUGCCAUGUUAUGGAUCCAUGACAACAGAUCAACAGAGGAGAAUAUUUUUGCCACCUCCACCUGGAAUUAGAAAAUGUGUCAUAUCUACUAAUAUUUCUGCCACAUCUUUGACAAUAGAUGGAAUCAGAUAUGUGGUAGACGGUGGCUUUGUGAAACAGUUAAAUCACAAUCCCAGAUUGGGGCUGGACAUCCUGGAGGUGGUUCCAAUUUCAAAGAGUGAGGCGUUACAGCGAAGUGGCCGAGCUGGUAGGACUGCCUCAGGAAAAUGCUUUCGGAUCUAUAGUAAAGAUUUCUGGAACCAGUGUAUGCCUGACCACGUGAUCCCUGAGAUUAAGAGAACUAGUUUGACAUCUGUAGUUCUGACCUUAAAGUGCCUUGCCAUACACGAUGUUAUAAGGUUUCCCUAUUUGGACCCACCUAAUGAGAGGCUUAUUUUGGAAGCUCUUAAACAACUUUACCAGUGUGAUGCUAUUGACAGGAGUGGCUAUGUGACCAGACUGGGUUUGUCCAUGGUGGAGUUUCCUCUCCCUCCGCAUCUGACCUGUGCGGUUAUAAAGGCUGCCUCUCUGGACUGUGAAGAUCUGCUGCUUCCGAUCGCAGCCAUGUUGUCUGUGGAGAAUGUCUUCAUUAGACCUGUUGAUCCAGAGUACCAGAAGGAAGCAGAGCAGAGACAUCGAGAAUUGGCAGCUAAAGCUGGAGGAUUUAACGACUUUGCAACGUUAGCUGUCAUUUUUGAGCAGUGCAAAUCAAGUGGAGCUCCAGCGUCCUGGUGCCAAAAACAUUGGAUUCAUUGGAGGUGCUUAUUUUCUGCGUUUCGUGUUGAAGCUCAACUUCGAGAACUGAUCAGGAAGCUUAAACAGCAAAGUGAUUUCCCAAGAGAGACCUUUGAGGGCCCUAAACACGAAGUACUGCGAAGAUGUCUUUGUGCAGGCUAUUUUAAAAAUGUAGCUCGAAGAUCUGUUGGAAGAACGUUUUGCACAAUGGAUGGGCGUGGAAGCCCAGUUCACAUUCAUCCUUCCUCAGCACUUCAUGAACAGGAAACCAAACUUGAAUGGAUCAUUUUCCAUGAGGUAUUAGUUACCACCAAAGUCUACGCAAGAAUUGUGUGUCCAAUUCGUUAUGAAUGGGUGAGAGACUUGUUACCGAAGUUGCAUGAAUUUAAUGCACAUGAUUUGAGCAGUGUGGCCCGACGUGAAGCAAGAGAAGAUGCAAGAAGGAGAUGGACAAAUAAGGAAAAUGUAAAACAUCUAAAAGAUGGAAUAUCAAAAGAAGUCCUAAAGAAAAUGCAAAGGAGAAACGACGAUAAAUCCAUAUCAGAUGCACGGGCUCGUUUCCUUGAGAGAAAGCAGCAGAGGUCCCAGGAUCACAGUGACACAUUGAAGGAAACAGGCUAAGCAGUGAACCCUCCAAUUCAGGAAGUAGGAAAAGCAGCCAAGAAAUGUGCUUCUACUUGCCAUUUGUGUAAGACAGCACUACCAAGAGGAGGUGGUCAGCAGCUGUUUCUAGCAUAGGAGCUGAAAGCACAUCCAAGCUCCUGAAUACCAAUGAAUGGAAUUUUCAAAGAAAAGAUUGGGUUGCCAUGGUCAUAGGCAAUGAUAUAUGAAACCAAUGAAAGACAAUACAUGUGAUAUUUUUCUCACUUCAAUUUUGCUGGCCUUAACUGGUAUCAAUGCUGUCACUGAGAUAUUUUCAAAGAACAUUGAAUUUUAUGUAAUCAGCGUGUAUUCCCUUUGCAUUAAAGUAUUAAAAAUUAUUUUCCUUAAAUCUC